AUGGCUAAAACGCUUGAAAAGGAGCUGACUUCUUCUCAUGGUGCCGCUCACGAUAUAACUUAUGCCUCAAUCUACAUCAGUCUCCCUAAAACUCCCUAUGAUUGGUCGACAACGAAGAAAUUUAUUCACAUCGGGCUGGUCAGCUCUUUCACUUUUAUCACUCCGCUGGCAUCAUACUUUGACCAAGCCUCUGAGAAGACUUUGACCAAGCCUCUGAGAAGACCGCCAUGGUUAACAUUGUGUUUUACCUUCUGGCUAGCUAUGUUCGCGCCUGGUGUACCACAACUGAUGAAAGAAUUCGGUAGCACCAGCCCUACUCUGGCUUCAUUUGUGGUCUCCGUGUUUGUCCUUGGCUUUGCAUUCGGCCCACUGGUCAUGGCACCCUCAAGUGAGCUGUGGGGACGGCUGCCGGUGUACUGGGUGUCCGGGGCGGGCUUCGUUGGCUUCAAUGCCGCUUGCGCACGCGCGGAGUCACUUGGUGAGCUGAUAGCGUAUCGUUUCGCGGCUGGCGCCUUUGGGUCAGCGCCAUUGUCUAAUGGAGGAGCUUCGAUCGCAGACAUAGUGCGACCUGACAAACGCGCCGCCGCCAUGGCUAUUUUCGCCCUGGGGCCCUUGCUGGGCCCUGUUAUUGGCCCAGUGAUUGGAGGUCUCAUCGCAGAUGCCUAUGGCUGGCGCUGGGUUUUCUGGACACUUGCCAUCAUCGGAUCCGCGCAAACAUUCCUCAUGGCCGUCUUGAUGCGCGAGACGUACGGGCCUGUUCUCGAAGCGCGUAAGACUUUGUCGUCUACAGACUCUACGACAUCAAUGCCAUUGCCUCGCUCCUCCUUCCGGGACAAAACCAAGUUACUGAGGCGAGGCUUGGAGCGUCCCAUCAAACUGCUUCUUUUCUCACCAGUAUCAGCUGUUCUCGCACUUUACAUGGGGGUUGUCUAUGGGUACCUGUACUUGAUGUUCACGUCGAUCCCUGAGACCUUUGAGACUAUAUAUGGCUUCACUACCCAGACCGUCGGUCUGAUCUACUUGGGUAUCGGCGCCGGCUCCAUUCUCGGUUUAGUGUACUUCGGUGUAGCCUCGAAACUCGACGCACAGAAGAAGGCAGCCCACGGCCAAAGCACCGACGCCGGCAUUCUUGAUAUGCAGCCGGAAGACCGACUCCGCCCUCUCCGAGGUGCAACACCCUUGAUCCCCGUGGGGCUAUUCAUCUACGGCUGGACGGCCGAGUAUCGUGUACACUGGAUGGCCCCAGUGGCAGGCAUGGCACUCGUGGGUUUUGGUAUGGUUGUUGUCUUCAUCGCGGUACAGCUGUACUUGGUUGAUGCUUUUGAUACGUUUGCGGCAAGUGCUGUGGCGGCCAACGCCGUCUUUCGUUCGCUGGCUGGGGGAGUCCUCCCCAUGGCCGGUCUGCCCAUGUAUGGAGAGCUGGGGAUUGGAUGGGGCAACAGUUUACUAGGUUUCGUUGCUCUAUCUCUGAUUUUAAUCCCGUGGCUGCUGAUAAGACACGGCGAAAAGCUCCGAAAGAACUUUGAGCCACAAGAUCUGUGA
Molecule: messenger RNA, 1542 nt
Organism: Colletotrichum truncatum
Lineage: Eukaryota; Fungi; Ascomycota; Sordariomycetes; Glomerellales; Glomerellaceae
Product: transporter C1529.01-like protein 10
Biological process (GO): transmembrane transport
Cellular component (GO): plasma membrane
Molecular function (GO): transmembrane transporter activity
Source: RefSeq, a predicted model, not a curated record